CGCACAUACGAACCACCAUUAGUAGCCACCUAGAUACGCAUAUCAGGACCAUCAUUAUUAUUAUAAGCAUCGAUAGCAAUUAAAUCAAUCAACAUACAGUGAAAACACAUCGUCCAUUCAAUAAUCAAGAAAUAUAUAUCUACGAAUGAAACAAAUGUUCUGGAUUUUUGAUCCACUUUCAAAAACAUUUACGACCAAGCAACAGUCAAUGCAAUGCCAACUCAUCAAAAUCUUAUCAAAUCAAAUUCAACAUCACAAUUAUCACCGAAUCAAACCACUGUCCAAUUGAAUAAUGAUGGUAAAGAAGGUCGAAAAAGUAUUGUCAUUGGAGCCGAAUAUACAGUAUCCGUAUCACAAACAAAACAUAUCACAAAUCAUCAAUAUGAUGAUCAUGGCCAUGAAUCUAUUGCUGAAUUAUAUCCAAAUGUUGAUGAAGAUAUCGAUACAUUGGGUCAACGAGAAACAUGGAACAAAAAAUUGGAUUUUCUUCUUUCAGUUAUCGGAUUUGCUGUAGAUCUUUCUAAUGUGUGGCGUUUUCCAUAUUUAUGCUUCAAAAAUGGCGGUGGUGCAUUUCUUAUUCCAUAUUUAAUAAUGUUAGCCAUCGGUGGUGUUCCAUUAUUUUUUAUGGAAUUGGCUCUUGGACAAUAUCAUCGUAAAGGAGCCAUCACUUGUUGGAGCCGUGUUGUGCCUCUAUUCAAAGGCAUCGGAUAUUCAGUAGUUUUGAUUGCAUUCUAUGUUGAUCUUUAUUAUAAUGUAAUCAUUGCCUGGGCAUUACAUUUCUUUUUCAAAUCUUUCUCUACCGAGCUUCCUUGGUCCAAGUGCAAUAAUGAAUGGAAUACCGAUAAAUGUUUUGAAAUUAAUGACAUAACCCUUACGAAUCAGGCAAAUACAUCGAAUUUAAUUCGUAAUUCAGCUGCAUUGGAAUAUUUUAGCCGACAAUUUUUACAAUUCCACGAAAGUCCUGGUAUACAUAAUUUAGGUGAAAUUCGUAUCGAAAUCGCCUUUAGUUUAUUGAUGGUCUAUAUUAUCUGUUAUUUCAGUUUAUGGAAAGGCAUAUCAACAUCAGGUAAUGUUGUCUGGUUCACAGCAUUGUUUCCAUAUGUUGUUCUUUUUAUAUUACUUAUUCGUGGAAUAAUGCUUCCAGGAGCUAUCGAUGGUAUCCGUUAUUAUUUAACACCAGAUUUCAACGCCCUCUAUGAUGCAAAUGUAUGGGUUGAUGCAGCUACACAGGUAUUCUUCUCGUUGGGACCAGGAUUUGGUGUAUUGUUGGCAUUUGCAAGUUAUAAUAAAUUCCAUAACAAUGUUCAUCGUGAUGCCGUUUUGACCAGUGCAAUAAACAGUGCAACUAGUUUUUUGGCUGGUUUUGUCAUCUUUUCCGUAUUAGGCUAUAUGGCCAAAAGACUUAAUGUAGAUGUUAAAGAUAUUGCCGCCGAAGGUCCCGGAUUGGUAUUCAUUGUUUAUCCGGAAGCCAUUUCAACUAUGCCAGCUGGUCCAAUCUGGGCAGUAAUAUUUUUUCUGAUGUUACUGACAUUAGGCCUCGAUAGUUCAUUUGGAGGAAGUGAAGCCAUCAUAACUGCUAUCAGUGAUGAAUAUCCAAUUGUCAAACGUAAUCGAGAAGCAUUUGUGGCCAUACUAUUUUCGUUUUAUUUUCUUAUUGGAUUGGCCAGUUGUACUCAGGGUGGUGUAUAUAUCGUACAUUUUAUGGAUCGUUUCGCAGCUGGUUAUUCCAUUUUAUUUGCUGUUUUAUUCGAAUCGAUUGCCAUUUCUUGGAUAUAUGGCGUUCGACGUUUUUCACAAGACAUAAAAUUAAUGGUUGGAUUUGAAAUCUGUUGGUGGUGGAAAUUCUGUUGGGCAAUCAUGGCUCCGUUCUUCAUUAUGUUCAUUAUAGUAUAUGGAUUAAUUAACUACGAACCAUUGAAAUAUCAUGAUUACGAAUAUCCAAUAUGGAUCAAUUAUUUGGGGUUGGUCGUUGCUGCAUCUUCAGUUCUUUGUAUACCAAUAACUGCUUUAUGGUUGAUUAUCAUUACUCCUGGAUCAUUUAAAGAGAGAAUAAUAAAACUUCUUAAACCAUAUGAAGAACAGCGAAGAAAAAUAUUAAUGUUACGUGUAGCAAAAGUUUCCAAAAGUAUGGAUACAUUUACACCGAUCAAAUCAACUAAUAGAUCGCCCAUUAGUAAAGUUUAAACAACAACAACAGCAAC
Molecule: messenger RNA, 2201 nt
Organism: Dermatophagoides farinae (American house dust mite)
Lineage: Eukaryota; Metazoa; Arthropoda; Arachnida; Sarcoptiformes; Pyroglyphidae
Gene: DAT
Product: Sodium-dependent dopamine transporter
Biological process (GO): dopamine uptake involved in synaptic transmission; sodium ion transmembrane transport; amino acid transport
Cellular component (GO): neuronal cell body membrane; presynaptic membrane; plasma membrane
Molecular function (GO): dopamine:sodium symporter activity
Source: RefSeq, a predicted model, not a curated record